AUGAAGUCUAACUUCCUUAUCGCGCUCUUGAGCUUGGCUGUGGCCGCUGUUGCUGUCCCUACCAAUAUUGGUACCGGACUUGGCGCCGGCAGCGGUGGCGGCGGUGCCCUGAGCGGCGGCGGUGGUGGCGGUGGUUCCAUCGGCGGAGGGCUCGGCUUUGGAGGUGGCUUUGGCGCUGGUUCUGGAGCCGGUGCGGGUCUUGGUGCCGGUGCCGGUGCUGGCGACGGCAACUGA
Messenger RNA from Penicillium coprophilum, 234 nucleotides. RefSeq lists its product as uncharacterized. Bases 1 to 234 code for a protein of 77 amino acids. The transcript has 2 exons. NCBI's taxonomy places the organism in Eukaryota, Fungi, Ascomycota, Eurotiomycetes, Eurotiales, Aspergillaceae. The record is from RefSeq and is a predicted model, not a curated record.